This is a messenger RNA of Pundamilia nyererei, 542 nucleotides long. It is a transcript of the gene phf5a, whose product is annotated as PHD finger protein 5A. The transcript has 4 exons. The record is from RefSeq and is a predicted model, not a curated record. NCBI's taxonomy places the organism in Eukaryota, Metazoa, Chordata, Actinopteri, Cichliformes, Cichlidae. The coding region runs from base 9 to 458 and encodes 149 amino acids. Gene Ontology annotation, biological process: mRNA splicing, via spliceosome.
UGGCGGUAAUGCACCACAUCGUUGUUUGCCAACUGCCAAAAAACGACAAAGAAGAAGAAGAACCAGCUGCAGCAGCAGAAGAAGAAGAAAAAGAAAGAGAAGCGUUUUACCUACGUAAAUCGAAGAUGGCUAAACAUCAUCCAGAUUUGAUCUUCUGUCGAAAACAAGCUGGUGUUGCAAUCGGGAGACUCUGCGAGAAAUGUGAUGGAAAGUGUGUCAUCUGUGAUUCCUACGUCAGACCCUGCACACUGGUGCGUAUUUGCGAUGAGUGUAACUACGGCUCCUAUCAGGGGCGCUGCGUCAUAUGUGGGGGGCCUGGUGUGUCCGACGCCUACUACUGCAAAGAAUGCACCAUCCAGGAGAAAGAUCGAGAUGGAUGUCCUAAGAUUGUAAACCUGGGCAGCUCCAAAACAGAUCUGUUCUAUGAACGAAAGAAGUAUGGCUUCAAGAAGAGGUGAACGCGACCACGACGACCCAGUGCAACGUUUAGUCUUUCAGAUUUUCUUUAAAAUUCAGAAAAAAUUUUUUGUUUGAUUUGUCAA